AUGAAGGACAACAACAGGAACAGAGAAGACACCAAAAACAAACGAAGAGACAUCAACUGGGAAAAGGGAGGACAAUGUCAGGCAGAGGAGACACCAAAAAAAACGGGAAGACGUCAACAGAGAAAAGGAAGGACAACAACAGAACAGAGGAGACACCAUAAUAGACGGGUAGACAUCAACAGGGAAAAGGAGGACAACAACAGAAACAGACAAAGGAGAGACAUCAACUGGGAAAAGGGAAGACAACAAAGGAACAAGGCGACACCAAAACAACCGGGUAGACAUGAACAACAACAGAAAAAGGGAGGACAACAACUAACCCCGAGGACAACAACAGGAAUAGAGGAGACACCAAAACAAACGAGUAGACAUCAACAGGGAAAAGGAGGACAACAACAGAAACAGAGGAGACACCAAACAACAACAGGAACAAGGAGACACCGAAUCAACCGGGAAGACAUCAACAUCACCAGAAAAAGGGAGGACAACAAAGGAACAAGGCGACACCAAAACAACCGGGAAGGCAACAGCAGGGAAGACAACAACAGGAACAGGGGAGACACCAAACCAACUGGGAAGACAUCACCAGAAACAGACAAAAGGAGGACAUCAACAGGAAUAGAGGAGACACCAAAACAAACGGGUAGACAUCAACAGAGAAAAGGAAGGACAACAACAGAACAGAGGAGACACCAAAACAAACGUGUAGACAUCAACAGGGAGAAGGGAGGACAACAACAGAAACAGAGGAGACACCAAAACAAACGGGAACAGAGGAGACACCAAAACAAACGGGUAGACAUCAACAGGGAAAAAGGAGGACACCAACAGGAACAGAGGAGACACCAAAACAAACGGGUAGACAUCAACAGGGAAAAAGGAGGACAACAACAGGAACAGAGGAGACACCAAAACAAACGGGUAGACAUCAACAGAGAAAAGGAAGGACAACAACAGAACAGAGGAGACACCAAAACAAACGUGUAG
Mizuhopecten yessoensis (Yesso scallop) is the source of this 987-nucleotide messenger RNA. RefSeq names its product vicilin-like seed storage protein At2g18540. The transcript has 3 exons. The record is from RefSeq and is a predicted model, not a curated record. NCBI's taxonomy places the organism in Eukaryota, Metazoa, Mollusca, Bivalvia, Pectinida, Pectinidae. The coding region runs from base 1 to 987 and encodes 328 amino acids.